AUGAUACUGGGGCCGUACCGAAACCCGCCUUACCGGACGCCCACACCCAAGUCAUCUCUCAGCCCGCCGCCUCCUCAUGGUAGUACGCGGAACCCCUCGCCAAAGCGGAAGCUACAUCCGGACGAGGCUGAUGUGCCCAUUGCUGGAAGCGCUGCUGGACCAGCACAAUCACUUCGAGUUGACACGACGUGGAAUUCGGAUGGGAGUCUCGUGGUGCCCGACAGUCCGCGAAGUAAAGUUGCCGAGCGGCUGAAGGACUUAGCUAUCCGCCAAGCACGACCUACAAACGCAGUCACCAGUCCACAGCGGCAAAGUCCUUCACAGUCGCCACGGAAGAAGCUCAAACGCAAUCCUCAUAUACGCGACUUGCGUGGAGCUGUGCAAGCGAGGCAGUUAUUAGGAGACGCGGUGCAAACUCCACCCCAAGGUGCUGGUCGUUGUGUGGAGAUCCCAGACAGCGAGAGUGGGAAUACGACGCUUGUUUUGGAGGUCGAUGAGACGAUCUUGGACGAUGAAGACUAUGCAUGGUUACCUCCCACGCCACUACGAGAGAAUGGCAUUCGCGAUCUGCAUCAGGCGAUCGAUAUGGUUAUGUCGUCGGAGGACGAUGCCGAAUCAGAUCAUUAUCAGCGCCAGCAAACGGAAUUCAAAACGAGUUCGAGAAACAACAAAAGAAUGCUCUCCCCGCCGCCGCCUUCUCCGCUAGGACAGUGCUCACAAGGGACCAACGAGGAAGCGAAUCUCUUCUUGAGCAAAUCACCUGAUUCAUCUUUCAGCGAUGAUGCGACCAGCUUCGACCCGGCGUCUUUAACAUGGCAAGAUUCAGAAAUUACUGGGCAUGAAAUUACUUCUCCGGAUGAUGAUGGAGAGGGUAUCAACGGAAUUGGCUUCAGGCCUACGCCUGCAAUUGCUUACGCGCGGAGUCAGAAACGGAGGCAGCAGGUGGAAGGUUGGAAAGCAAGAGAGGCAAAAGAAGCCAGACAGAAGCGGUUGGAACGAAGACGUGGCUCUGGGCGAGGCAAAGCCAUCGCCGGUGGUGGUAUCGGCUUGGAUGGAGCAAAUGAUGGAUUGGGGAGUGACGGUGGCACUACGCGAAGGACUGUGCGGUUUGCGACGUAA
Cercospora beticola is the source of this 1119-nucleotide messenger RNA. RefSeq lists its product as uncharacterized. The record is from RefSeq and is a predicted model, not a curated record. NCBI's taxonomy places the organism in Eukaryota, Fungi, Ascomycota, Dothideomycetes, Mycosphaerellales, Mycosphaerellaceae.